GUGCUAAGGAAGGGAGGGCGGGGACUCUCCUAAAAAGAAAAAAGGAGGACAAUUAAGAAUUUAGGAACAGUUCAUUUCAAUGAAGGAGUAGUGGCUCCUUCAUGAGUUAUUCAGAAUCGCGACAGCCAAGGAAGGAACAGAAGAAGCGCAAAGCAUCAAGGGAUCCAGCAAACCCUUCGCCUGAACAUUCAUCUGCCAAUCCUUCUUCUUCUUCGACACCUAAGACCCCAACACCCAGAACGAUUACAGAAACAGGAAGCACGCUGUCGUUAGCAAUGGCAACCGACAGUAUAGUCUCUAUGGUUCGACCUAGACACACUACUCUUGUCUUCACCGGUAAAGACGUUACCGAGUUCCUUGAAGACUAUGACCGACAAGCCGACAACGGAGGCCUCUCUAGCCAAAUGAGAGUCUCCGUCCUUCCGGACUAUAUCAGCGAUGAGGACCGUUCUCUCUCUCGCAUCAUUAAGCGGCUAGCUGGCUACCAGGAGAAGGACUGGAGCAAGCUCAAGUCCUCUAUGAAAGACUACUGGGCUGAUGAAGACACUGCUGUUAAGAUGGGCAAGCGCUCAUACUUGCAGGCCUUCAUUCAGAAAUGUGUACGCGAUCCACCUAGUCUUACGGAGUAUUACACUCAUUUUGCAACAACAUCCGAUGCUUGCGUCGCCAGCAAGCAAGUUCCUCGUGAGGAGCUAGGUAUCCUCUUCUUCCGUGGUCUUCCGAAACAUGACAAGGAGUCUGUUAUGUUCAUGAUGCCAGAUGCCCCUAAAGGGGACGACUGGACUGAGUAUGACGUGGACAAGAUCUAUUGCUUCUUGAAGGCACACCACAAGAAGACCAACAGCAUCGAUGAGAUGCACACUUAGGAUCGAGGUGGCAUGGACGCAGAGAUGAGGCGCAUCAUGCUCACCAACAAGCGAGCUACUUUCAACCCUGACGAAGUGAAGAAUGCAAUGGCAGACUUU
Alternaria rosae is the source of this 965-nucleotide messenger RNA. RefSeq lists its product as uncharacterized. Lineage: Eukaryota; Fungi; Ascomycota; Dothideomycetes; Pleosporales; Pleosporaceae. The record is from RefSeq and is a predicted model, not a curated record. The coding region runs from base 102 to 866 and encodes 254 amino acids. The transcript has a single exon.